AUGAAGCAGGAAGGCGGGUCGAGACGCCGCGCCGGAUCCGAAAAGGCCAAGCUGCCUCCCGCCGAGCCUCCUCAACUGCUCCCUCUCGCCGCCGAUGUGGAGAUGCCGGAGGAGGUGCCUCCGGGCGAACCUGCUUCGGCGGAGAAAUCGCAGCGCGAGCUCGAUUCCGUCACGCUCGAAGACAUUAAAGAACAUGUGAAGGAACUUGAGAAGGCUGUAUCAGGAAAAGAACCCCGCUAUGUCCUACGUGCCCUCAGAGCUUUGCCCUCCACUUCCCGUUGCCUCAACCCCAGCGUGAUCCAGAAAGCCAUCAAUGGCUUUUUCACAUCUAACAGUGCUGUNUUCCCAGCUUGUUUCACGGUUCCGUCGCCACGGGAACCAACACUCCCCAUUUAUCCGGGCUUGUGA
Messenger RNA from Thamnophis sirtalis, 408 nucleotides. The record is from RefSeq and is a predicted model, not a curated record. NCBI's taxonomy places the organism in Eukaryota, Metazoa, Chordata, Lepidosauria, Squamata, Natricidae.